Messenger RNA from Wyeomyia smithii (pitcher-plant mosquito), 1065 nucleotides. It is a transcript of the gene Dhrs4, whose product is annotated as dehydrogenase/reductase SDR family member 4. The record is from RefSeq and is a predicted model, not a curated record. Gene Ontology annotation, molecular function: carbonyl reductase (NADPH) activity. The transcript has 3 exons. NCBI's taxonomy places the organism in Eukaryota, Metazoa, Arthropoda, Insecta, Diptera, Culicidae. The coding region runs from base 171 to 995 and encodes 274 amino acids.
CUAUGACUUCUUCCCCUUCUUCCACAAACAUCAACAUCGCACAAGUUGGUUGGUAUAUUUGCAACUCAUUAUCAUUUCAAAGUUCACAUCAAACGAUAACAGAAAAAACGGUAAUACCUGUACGUGUACGAGACUACAGCACCAAUUAAGAGGCGCUUGAAUUCGGCACAAUGUUGCGAGCAAUCGGUCAAUCGUCAGCAACUAUAAUGAACAGCAGAAAUUUGUGCAGCAAAGCCAGCUCUCGGCUGCAGGGAAAAGUGGCAGUGGUAACCGCCUCCACAGACGGCAUCGGGUACGCAAUCGCGGAACGGCUUGGUCAGGAAGGUGCCAAGGUGGUUGUCAGUAGCCGGAAGGAACAGAAUGUGGCCAAAGCGGUGGACAAGCUCAGCAAAGCGGGACUAGAUGUGGCCGGCAUUAAGUGUCAUGUGGCCAACGCAGCCGACCGGAAGGCACUGUUUGAAAAAGCAGUUCAAAAGUACGGUGGAAUCGAUAUCCUUGUUUCGAAUGCCGCUGUCAAUCCGGAAGUAGGUGCAGUGUUGGACGCCAGCGAGGCCGCUUGGGAUAAGAUAUUUGAGGUGAAUGUCAAGUGUUCAUUUCUACUGGCUAAAGAAGCACUGCCCUAUAUCCGGCAACGAAAGGGAGGAAGUAUUGUGUUUGUAUCUUCUAUUGCCGGCUUUCAACCGUUUUCCCUUCUUGGGGCUUACUCGGUUAGUAAAACCGCUCUGUUUGGUUUAACCAAAGCAGCCAGUCAGGACUUGGCAAGCGAGAACAUUCGGGUGAACUGUGUUGCUCCGGGUAUUGUGAAAACCAGAUUUUCCGCUGCGCUACACGAAUCGGAAGGUGCCCAGGAAGCCGCACUUUCUACAAUUCCAAUGAAGAGAUUUGCGGAGCCAAAAGAGAUUGCAGGUGUCUGCGCAUUCCUGGUGUCGAAUGAUGCAAGCUAUAUAACCGGAGAAACGAUUAUUGCCUCCGGCGGAAUGCCAUCAAGGCUAUAAGUGAUACGCAAUUUGGUGAUUGGGGCACAUUUCAGACAAUAUAAUAAACACAAAAUUUGUUGAGUUUUAA